GCAUAAAAGAAGAGAAGGACCCUUUCCCUUCCUCCCACCCAGUUCUUCCUCUCCUCCCUCUCUUAUCCUCGCCUCCGUUCUCCGAUCCAUCUACCUCUUCAAGAGUACCCUUCUCCUCCUAUCGAUCUUCUUUUCCACUGGGUCAUCGAUUCGGAUCCUUUCCAGAUUUCCUUCAAUUCGCCUCCAUCUUGAGGGGUUUUCUUUUUGUUUGAUUGUUUCUCCGAUCUCCGGUGGGCUGUUCUCGUUUUUAUUUUUAUUUUUUGGGUUUGCGAUGGGGAGAGGGAGAGGAGCCGUUGCCGCAGCCGGGAAUACUAAACCAGCGGUGGUACCCAAUGGAUCUGUAAAAGAACCGAGAUACAGAGGCGUCCGGAAGAGACCGUGGGGUAGAUUCGCUGCCGAGAUCAGGGAUCCUUUGAAGAAGAUGAGGGUUUGGUUGGGUACCUUCAAUUCCGCCGAGGAUGCGGCCCAGGCUUACGACACCGCGGCCCGCAGAUUCCGCGGACCCAAGGCGAGAACCAAUUUCCCUCUUAAUUCCACACACGGUACGCCUUUCCCUUAUGAAAACCCCGGCCAUCCUUUCAUGGAUCGUCGGCUUUACCCUCUCGGCGAAUUCCAAGAUCACGAAGUGAAUCCCCAGAGACCCACCAGCAGUAGCCUGAGUAGCACAGUGGAGUCGUUCAGUGGACCCAGACGGCCUCAGAAAUUGGCGAAUAUUGCGGCGGUUUCGCGAAUGUAUCCUCGGAGUCCACCGAUGGCGCCUGAGGAUUGCCACAGCGACUGCGGUUCAUCUUCAUCGGUGGUUGAUGAUGGAGAUAUCGCCUCUUCUUCCUUGCAGAAGCCAUUGCUGUUUGAUCUCAAUUUUCCGCCGUUGGAUGAGGUUGAUUUUGCGGCCAACGAUCUCCAGUGCACCGCUCUCUGCCUCUGAUGAUGGUGACGAUAGAUAUUCCUGAUGAUGAGUUCUUCAUUUUUUUAUAUCUAUAAAAAACAAAAAUGUAUUUCAUUUGAUUAGAGGAGGAAAAAAGAAAUUAAGAUUAAGAUUAGAUGAGAUGAUCUUUAAUUAGAGUAGUAUCAAAUAUGAUCCUUUUAUUUUUAUCAUAUAUAUAUUUAUAUAUAUAUAUAUGUUGAUUUGGGAUUGUGAUGUUAUG
This is a messenger RNA of Rubroshorea leprosula, 1145 nucleotides long. The record is from the annotation of a GenBank genome assembly. Lineage: Eukaryota; Viridiplantae; Streptophyta; Magnoliopsida; Malvales; Dipterocarpaceae.